AUGCAGAACGAUGCCAGCGAGUUGGUAGACCUGUACGUGCAGCGGAAAUGCUCCGCGAGCAACCCUAUCAUUGGUGCCAAGGACCAUGCAUCCAUCCAGAUGAAUGUGGCCGAGGUUGACAGGGUCACAGGUCGGUUUAAUGGCCAGUUUAAAACCUACGCUAUCUGCGGCGCCAUUUGCAGGAUGGGCGAGUCAGAUGAUUCUAUGCUCCGACUGGCUAAAGCUGAUGGAAUUGUCUCCAAGAAUUUUUGA
Alexandromys fortis (reed vole) is the source of this 252-nucleotide messenger RNA. Its product is annotated as 40S ribosomal protein S21-like. Gene Ontology annotation, cellular component: cytosolic small ribosomal subunit; ribosome. Gene Ontology annotation, biological process: translation; endonucleolytic cleavage in ITS1 to separate SSU-rRNA from 5.8S rRNA and LSU-rRNA from tricistronic rRNA transcript (SSU-rRNA, 5.8S rRNA, LSU-rRNA); endonucleolytic cleavage to generate mature 3'-end of SSU-rRNA from (SSU-rRNA, 5.8S rRNA, LSU-rRNA). The record is from RefSeq and is a predicted model, not a curated record. Gene Ontology annotation, molecular function: structural constituent of ribosome. The transcript has a single exon. NCBI's taxonomy places the organism in Eukaryota, Metazoa, Chordata, Mammalia, Rodentia, Cricetidae. The coding region runs from base 1 to 252 and encodes 83 amino acids.